AUGGGAGAUGUUCCAAGCCCUUUCCCACAGCCACAUCCUCUUCUUCCUCCAAAAUCAAACUUACCCACUUUGUAUUACGGCCUGGUGGUGAUUGGAACCGCGGCUCUGCUACUAGCCAUAUACAACAUCCUCAUCAUCAGAUGGUGCAGUACGCACAGCCGCAGCCAGAGACGGCCGCCAAGACCGAGCCAGCUGGCGGAGAUCUCAACAACUGAGAUCCGAGAAAACCCGAGCAGGUACUUGCUGUGCAGCUUCAAGUACAAGAAAGGAGGAGUGGUACAAGAACAGGAACAAGAACAAGAACAUGAAGAUGGUGAUGAUUUGAAUGACUGUGAAUGUGCGGUAUGUUUGUCGGGUUUUGAGGAAGGGGAAGAGUUGCGGAAGCUGCCGCGGUGCAAGCACUCCUUUCAUGCUCCAUGCAUAGAUAUGUGGCUCCACUCUCACUCCGAUUGUCCGCUCUGUAGAGCGCCGUUGGGCUGGCAGUGUCAGCGAAAUGUUUUGUAUACGGAGCAGGUGAAUUCUCCAGGUGAUCUGCUCGAUUCAGGCAAUUCAGUUUGA
Messenger RNA from Juglans microcarpa x Juglans regia, 558 nucleotides. RefSeq names its product RING-H2 finger protein ATL52-like. The transcript has a single exon. The coding region runs from base 1 to 558 and encodes 185 amino acids. The record is from RefSeq and is a predicted model, not a curated record. Gene Ontology annotation, biological process: protein ubiquitination. NCBI's taxonomy places the organism in Eukaryota, Viridiplantae, Streptophyta, Magnoliopsida, Fagales, Juglandaceae.